Molecule: messenger RNA, 234 nt
Organism: Microtus oregoni (creeping vole)
Lineage: Eukaryota; Metazoa; Chordata; Mammalia; Rodentia; Cricetidae
Product: 39S ribosomal protein L33, mitochondrial-like
Cellular component (GO): mitochondrion
Source: RefSeq, a predicted model, not a curated record
AUGCUGCUUUCUGCCAUCUCUUUUGCCAAGAGCAAGUCAAAUAGUAUUCUGGUGAGACUGGUGAGUCAAGCUGGGGCAGGUUUCUCCUUCAACAAGAGAAGCUGACUCCGAGAAAAGCUGAUUUUUCUGCAUUAUGAUCCAAGAGAAAAAGUUCUCUUCAUAGAAGAGAAAAAAAAUGCGCUCCCUCUAAGCAGUGGAUUGAAAAUGAAUUUGAUUCAUAAAGGAAAAGACUGA